AUGUUUUCAUGGGGAGAGGACUGUCAGCGAGGCUUCUGGCUGAAAGGAGACUUCAGCACAGAUGAAGGAGUCCAUCAUUUAAAUGUUGAUUAUAAACUCUCGGAUGUGUCUGUAGGUCGCAGUGUGCUGGCUUUCGUUAAAAGUAACGGGAACGCGUUUAUUUUGCGCACUUAUGAGAACAAAGAUGGAAACAGAGUUCGAGGAAAACAGAAGUUUGUGAAAUGUAAGGAGAAGAUUGAGGCUGUGAGCUGUGAAGAUGAUGUGGUGACGCUGCUGUCUGAGAGAGGCUCAGUUUUCUGCGUGGACACGACUCGCACCCCGUACUCACCCAGGACGUUGGAUGUUUUCUCUAACAUACCAGUAGCACAGGUUGCUUGUGGGAGCCAGCACUCAGUUGCCCUGACAAAAGAGUGUCAGGUGUAUACAUGGGGCCUUGACUCCAGGGGUCAGCUGGGUCUGGGAAAGAGAGGUUCAGGAGCCAGAUCACCUCAACAAGUCCGAUCCUUGUCGUCAGUCCCAGUGGUUCAGAUCUCUGCAGGAGGAGACCACAGCUUUGCCCUCUCUGUGUCAGGAGGCGUGUUUGGCUGGGGAAGAAAUAACUGUGGACAGCUUGGACUAGGAGGAACAAAAGAUGUAUUUACACCAACUUGUGUCAGUAGUUUGAAUCUGAAGAAAACGAGCGACAUUUGCUGUGGAAAGGACCAUACAGCCGUUCUGACAAAGCAGGGGGCAGUGUUUACAUUUGGCUCUGGUCAGUAUGGACAACUUGGACACAAUUCACUGCAAAAUGAACUCCGUCCUCGACUUAUUGCUGAACUGUGGGGCACUAAAGUUAUCAAGAUUGCAUGUGGCGGAUAUCACACUUUGGCUUUGACAGACGGCCGUAAGGUCUACUCCUUCGGUUGCGGGGAGCAAGGUCAGCUGGGAAACAGAACAGAAAACUGUCCAUCUGUGCCGCUUCCUGUUCUUCUACCUCGGGUUGCAGACUCAAAUCAACCCAAAAUAGGAACUAUCUUUGCUGGAGAAAACUGUUCAUUUGCAACAUGCUCUUCUGAAGAGUGUGUGGACAGAAAUCUAGAUGCUAAAAGAAUCAAUAAUGCAACUAAACAUGGGCUGGAAGACAUGGUUGAUAACUGGAUCUCUAACUGUGAUAGCAAGUCAUGGAAAAAGACAAAACAGGAAAUCCGCAGAACAUUUUCAACUGCAUCCUGUCUGAAUAAAAGCUUCCUAGAGCAAAUGAGAGAUAAACAUUUCCAGACCUCUUCAAAAUGCCAUGGUCUGAACUUUAAGCUGGCUCGACAGUAUUUUAAGAAAUUGGUGAAGGUGGACAUCGUUUGGAAAGAGGUUGAAGCUGCAAUUCUGCAUUUGCUUCCUCUCCUUGAUAAGAACCCAGUUGCAGUGGAAAGUCUGAGGAUCUUUCUGCUCCUUAAUGAGCUCCUUCAUGUCAUCCAGAAACACAGGAAGCAGCAGAGCAGCAAGCUCGCUGAGACGGUUGCUGCUGUUGUUUCAAGCCUGUCGAUGACAAGCCUUGAGGUUUUAGGGGAGUGGUGGUCCUUGCUAUCUCGAUCCAGCAUGGGGAGAUUUGUGAGCGUGUGGAGGCAAGCUCUCUCUGGGAUUUUGUCCAAAUAUGAUGCUCCUCGCAGUAGCGGUGUCAGAAACCUGCUUGAAGUACUUCAGUACAUGCAUAAUAUUAACAGCAGGGUUGCAGAGUCACGAAGGCUGCCAGAAAGUGAGUUUUAUCUGUCGAUCGACCAAGAUUUUCUGCUUGACGACCUGGACAUGUGGCGUUUAAAAUCCAAACGCUGGUAUGCGCAUUCUGAGCCACUUGUUCUGUGCAACUUCCCAUUUGUGAUGAAUCUGCAGGCAAAGACGCUGGUUUUCUACACAAAUACUGAGCUCAACACGGAAGAGGUUGUGAUGUCUUCCCUGGAGAUGUUUAUGCAUAUGAUUCUGGACUUCGAACUUUGUUUCCCUGACCCUCCAGGCCUCCUACUGCAGUUAAACCGAGCAUCUAUGUUAAAGGAUACAUUUGAACAGCUGGCUCAGGCUGAUGAAAGCAGCUACAAGAAGAAACUUGUGGUAUUUUUCCAUGGGAACUAUAACAUUGACGAUGUCUUGCUCAAUAUAAAAGACUUCUUCCAUGCAGUAUUUAAGGAACUGAUGUCUCCGGUGUCAAGGAUGUUCAUGUUCAAUGACUCACAAACACUGGCAUGGUUCUCCUCCAAAGCUUCAGAGAAGGACCAGAAUUUCUAUCUGUUUGGAGUUCUCUGUGGACUUGCUUUGUACAACUCUAUGCUCAUUUACCUUCCCUUCCCCCUGGCGCUCUUCAAAAAGCUUCUGGGAGUGAGACCUACACUGGAAGAUUUGAAAGAAUUCAGUCCAAGUGUUGGAAAGAGUCUGCAAUGCAUCCUGGAUGAGUACACAGAUGAGGACCUAGAAGACAUAUUUUUUUCGAUCCCCUGGGAUGGAACAGAGGUCGAUCUUGAUCCUGAAAAUCCUGAAAAGCAAGUAACGAGUAAAAACAAGCACGAGUUUGUGGACGCCUUCGUGGACCAUGUCUUCAAUGUUUCUGUGAAGACUGCAUUUGAGGAAUUUAAAAAAGGUUUUCUCCAAGUUUGCGACCGGGAUUUAGUGAGGCUGUUUAGGCCAAAGGAACUACAAGAAAUCCUAGUUGGAAAUGACUUCCAUGACUGGGAGAGACUUAAACAGAGUACAAUUUAUGAGGGCCAGUUCAAUGCUGACCAUCCGACCAUCCAGACAUUUUGGGAGGUUUUUGAUGAGCUAACUGAGAAUCAAAAGAAAACUUUUUUGUGGUUCGUCACUGGAUUUGAAAGAGUGCCUGUACUCGGAUUGGAUAAGAUACAGAUGAAAAUAAAAGAAAUAGACAAGAAGGAUCACUCUCACGACCAAUACUUCCCUGAGACGCACACUUGUUUCUCCACAUUGGAGCUGCCGCUGUAUUCAAGCAAAGAGAUCAUGCAAACCAAACUGAUAGAGGCUCUGAGCAACAAAAGGAUCAACCCCUGUGUUUGAUUCAGAAUGAAGUUCUAACUGCUUCUUUACAUGAUGAGGACCUUUUAAUCACCAACACAGGAUUUCUUUUCAGAACAGCUGUGUGAAAAGGAUCCACUGUCUGUCAAUCCUAAAAAAAAAUAUAUAUGUGUAUGUACAGAAAAACAGUUAUUUAACUUAAACUAUUUGGUCAACGAUUGCAAGGAAGUUAUAACUUUAAUUGAGAUAU
This is a messenger RNA of Cyprinodon variegatus (sheepshead minnow), 3241 nucleotides long. RefSeq names its product probable E3 ubiquitin-protein ligase HERC3. NCBI's taxonomy places the organism in Eukaryota, Metazoa, Chordata, Actinopteri, Cyprinodontiformes, Cyprinodontidae. Gene Ontology annotation, molecular function: ubiquitin protein ligase activity. The transcript has 23 exons. Gene Ontology annotation, biological process: ubiquitin-dependent protein catabolic process; protein ubiquitination. Bases 1 to 3033 code for a protein of 1010 amino acids. The record is from RefSeq and is a predicted model, not a curated record.